This is a messenger RNA of Argentina anserina (silverweed cinquefoil), 735 nucleotides long. RefSeq lists its product as uncharacterized. Gene Ontology annotation, biological process: mitochondrion organization. Gene Ontology annotation, cellular component: nucleus; mitochondrion. Bases 133 to 546 code for a protein of 137 amino acids. The transcript is spliced from 5 exons. Lineage: Eukaryota; Viridiplantae; Streptophyta; Magnoliopsida; Rosales; Rosaceae. The record is from RefSeq and is a predicted model, not a curated record.
UUCAAGUAUAAAAUAAACAUUUGAUGGCUUCUGGGAGGCUGAAUAGCUUCGUCUAGACUCCUCCUCUCGUCGUUGGUUCGUUCUCUCUAAUCUCUACGCCGCCUCAACCCGUUCAUCUCUUUCUGUUCUACCAUGGCUCGCAGAAGCUCCGGAGGUCGUUCUGCUCGCCCAGCUCCUCGUCGUGCCCCAGCACCUGCUCCAGUUCGCCAGGCACCUCCCCCAGCUCCUGUACAAAGUGGAAGUGGUGGAUCUAUGCUUGGGGGGAUUGGAUCAACCAUAGCUCAGGGAAUGGCUUUUGGAGGUGGAAGUGCUGUAGCACACAGGGCUGUGGAUGCUGUGAUGGGUCCUCGCACCAUUCAGCAUGAGACGGUAGCAUCUGAGGCCUCUGCUGCUCCAGCAUCCAUGGCCAACUCUGACGCUUGCAGUAUUCACUCUAAGGCAUUCCAAGAUUGUGUCAGCAACUUUGGAAGUGACAUCAGCAAGUGCCAGUUCUACAUGGAUAUGCUGUCCGAGUGUAAGAAGAACUCUGGCAUGUUGAGCGCCUAAUUGCAGCUUCGUUUGCCUAUGGCUUGUGGAGCAACACCUGAUUUGAACUUUUCGGCUAUGUUAUUUAAUAAUGUUCUAGUCAUGAGGGUGCUAAAACAUUAUGCAUGGCAUUCUAUUGUGGAAUAAAUUUUUUUUUAUAAACUUUAAUUGAAAGUGAUGGACACCGGUGGGGGAGCUAAUUGGAACUGA